AAAGGGGGGGGAAGGGAGAGACAGAGGGUGAGCUGGCACCGAGGAGGCAGCGGAGGUGGCGUCGUCGUUUAAGCCCCGCUCGUUACGGGAAAGGAAAAAGGAUGAGCUUGGACAAAGCUGAGCUCUGCGACAGCCUCUUACUAUGGCUCCAGACAUUUCACGUGCCAUCACCCUGCACUACUAAAGAGCAGCUGACCAGCGGAGUUGCAAUUGCUCAAGUCCUUAAUCAUAUUGAUCCUUCCUGGUUUAAUGAGACCUGGUUAGGGCGUAUAAAGGAAGAUAUCAGUGACUGGCGGCUGAAGGUUGCAACACAGUGCCUACAGCUUCGGGAAGAAAUGUUGCACUUGUCAAAUGGUUGCCAUAAAUCACUGAGUUCAGAUACAGCCCUUGAUCAAGAUCUGUCAGUAGGGAACCUUGCAGCUGAGAUGGUGCCUGCAGAGCUCCAGGAAAAGAUCAUACAGCUGCAAAGUGAGAAUAAGCUGCUACGUGUACAACAAGAGGAGACGUACAACAACCGGUUAACAGAGUUCCAGAGUAUGCUAGAUGAUGCCAACAGGAGCAAACACAAGCUGGAGAAUGAAAACCGGUUGAAUCAACAACAGAUCACUGAGUUACGGUCACAAGUGGAACAACUCCAAAGGGCUUUACAGGAGCAGGGAAGCAAGGCUGAAGAUGCCAUUUCUAAUCUUCUGAAACGGAAGCUGGAUGAACACUUAGAGAAGCUUCAUGAAGCCCACACAGAGCUACAGAAAAAGAGAGAGUACAUUGAUGAUCUGGAGCCAACUGUUGAUAGCCACACCGCCCGAAAGAUUGACGAACUUCAAGAAGUUUUGAAGAAAAAAGAUGAAGACAUGAAGGCCAUGGAAGAAAGAUACAAGAGGUAUCUGGAGAAGGCAAGAACGGUAAUUCAGACCCUCGACCCGAAACAAACUCCAACAACUGCUCCUGAGGUUCAAGCCCUGAAAAACCAGCUGCAUGAGAAAGAAACUAAGAUUCAGCUGUUAGAGAAUGACUUUGAAAAAAACAAGUCCCAGAGAGAGCAAGAAGAGAAAUUGAUCAUCAGUGCCUGGUACAACAUGGGCAUGGCUCUUCACCAGAAGGUAACAGAGGAAAGGUCUCGGGGCCACGGUCAAGCCCAGUCAUUCCUGGCCCAGCAGAGACAGGCAACUAACGCACGUCGGGUACAUCCAAAUCGGCUGCACCAAUCUGUGACGAGAUAACCUACCAACCCUGCCCUGCAAGCUUCAAGAGCAAUUACAGUACCUCAACACAAUUACAGCCCAAAAAAAAACAAGCAACAUCUGUCCUUUCCAAAUGGUUAUCUCGCAUUUAUUUUCUCGCUUGAGGUUUUUAAGUUACCUGGUAGAAUUUUUUUAAAUAUGUCAGUGUCUUCUCAUCCUGACCAUUUUAAAAAGUAGUUGCAAGGUUUUGGUUUGGCAUUAGGACCUGUUCAUAAAACCAUCCCAAAUGUCGAUAAUCUAUGUGGGGAGAACUACAAAAGGGAUAUGAGGCUGACCAUGCAAGGGAAUCUGAAAGCGUGCAGGGCCAUCCAUUACCCGGGAUCUGGGGAAUGAUUUGCUCUCUCCGCUGAGUUCUCACUCACUUCUUCUGGCUGAGUGAUUUUUCUCCCUUUUUUGUUUUAUCACCCACCUCCCCCUUUAUCCCUGCUCCCGUCAGCUCUCCCUGCUCAAACAGGUUGUUUCAGUCUUAAAUCCAGGCAUAUCAAAGUUGGCGAGAAGCUAUGGAGGUACUGUCUGCAAAUAGAGGUUAUGAUCUUCCCUCUGCAAUAAUUUCUUACGUUAGGUUUAUUUUUUUAAGAGCUGUCCUUCAAAUUGGGGUGUCCUUUGGGACAAGUGUCCUGAAUCCUAUUUAGUUACGAUACAGAGGUAGUUGUAGAUCUGACUGACAAUACUAGGCUGCUGCAUUUUGGAACCUUACUGGCACGAUUUAUACCCAAGGUACUUGCACUUUAGCUAAUUGAUUCUGAUUAAUUUGAGUGGUGGCAUGCAAGCUCAAGCUUGUGUUGAAAUGGAACAGUUUGUUUUGUCCAUCUCAAUGAAGGUAGUGGGACAUGGAUCCCCCACGAUUGAUACAGUAUUCUCUGUCUCCUGUUGCUGGAAAAACUCGAUGCAGAUUUAGGUUUUGUUCUCUCUGUUUCUGGAUAAUUUAGGACAGCUGAAUUUUACUCAGUUUAUGGCUAAUUAAAUUUUAUGAUUUUCUUGCUGAUCUUCAGCGCUUUGGGAGUAGUCCUGUGAAAGUGAUCAGAAAUCAUUAGAUAAACUGAAUUCUUCUUUAAGAAAAUACUUUAGUGUAUAUUUAAAUUGAAUGGAAUGUGUCGCUGUACUUAACACAGCACGUAGAAAGGUAUUAUGGAGUCUAGAUUCUAUAAUUUUGUCCUACAUUUUGUUAAUUUAAAUAAAGUUUGUGUCCUUUA
This is a messenger RNA of Chiloscyllium plagiosum (whitespotted bambooshark), 2434 nucleotides long. NCBI's taxonomy places the organism in Eukaryota, Metazoa, Chordata, Chondrichthyes, Orectolobiformes, Hemiscylliidae. The record is from RefSeq and is a predicted model, not a curated record.